Molecule: messenger RNA, 1673 nt
Organism: Drosophila ananassae
Lineage: Eukaryota; Metazoa; Arthropoda; Insecta; Diptera; Drosophilidae
Gene: Gr98a
Product: putative gustatory receptor 98a
Exons: 3
Coding region: 1-1167 (388 amino acids)
Biological process (GO): sensory perception of taste
Cellular component (GO): dendrite; neuronal cell body; axon
Source: RefSeq, a predicted model, not a curated record
AUGGAUCAAGUUGCGGGAGAACUACACGCCGCCUCACUAUCUCGCAUGCGACGUGCCAUGAAGUAUUUUGGAAUGUUACCAUUUUCGAAUCAUCUAAUACCAAAAUUACUCUGCAAUCUGUGGCUCAUAGUUUCCAUUGUGAUUUCCACGCAAUUUCGAUUCACCUUUGACUAUGAUUUCACCUAUGACUUUAUGAACGACACCUUUUCGCGCACCAUUGACUUGAGUGACUUUGUAGGCCUGUCAACGGCUCAAUUUAUUAUCGGAAUGGAACUUAUAUGGUGGAAUCACUACAAGGAAAUAGAUAGCCACCUCGAGGAGAUUCGUUAUAAAUUAAAAGCCCACCUGGGCCAAAAUGUUAACCUGCAACGGCUGCGUGGCUACUGCAAACCCAUUUAUGUGUCAUUGCUUAUUCGAUGUUUCCUUUUUGUGUCUGUGACCGUGUGGAACUCUAGAGCCCUUACAUACUACGCCCUCUACUCGGAGCUAGUCACCCUGAUGAGGUUUUCAGAGUUUACACUGUACUGUGCUGUGAUUUUGGCCAUGUACCAAGAACUUUUACUAGCUGGCAGGAAUCUUCUGGAGGAAUUACAGCAAACGCAGUACGAACCAUGGGCCGUCCGCCAUUUCACGAUAAAGAAGCUGGAAAGAAUGCAACAAAUCCAUGGACUACUUUGGCAAGCUAUUCGCAGGGUAGAGCACAACUUUAAGCUGAGCCUCAUCACCAUACUAGUGAAGUUCUUUGUGGAUACCUCUGCUUUGCCCUACUGGAUGUACCUGGGAAUAGUCCAGAACUCGGACAUAACAAUUCAAUUUUAUUGUGCCACUGAUGAAUGCAUAAAGCUCGUGGAAAUUAUGGUUCCCUGCUGGAUAUGUACUCGCUGUGAUGUGUUGCAACGCAGGUUUCGAUCCUUGUUUUAUACGGUUACCACAGAUCGCCGGAACCGCCAACUUAAUGCCGCUCUUAACCGGCUCUGUAUGCAGCUAGGGCAGGAAAAGUGCAGGUUCAGUGCCGCAGGCUUGGUGGAAAUUAGCACGGAAAUGCUGGGAAAGUUCAUUUUUGGAAUGGUGAGCUACAUUGUGAUUUGCAUCCAGUUUAGCAUGAACCUCAUGGCCAGCAAACUCAAGAAACAUGCAGAAAACUUUACGACGAUUGAACCCAAAUAAAUGGCACGUUGUUGGGCAGUCUAGUCGCGUGCUUAUUAAAUUAAAAUCAAUUACCAUAAUUAGUAAAUUUGAUGUCUGCCCGUGCAUAAUCAAAGAAGGACAACGAGGCCAAUCAGCGCAGCAGCAGAUGGCAAGGAGUCGUACUCACAUAAUUAUUCAUGCUUAAAAAUUCUAUUAUAAACUUUCGCCCACGGCCGUUGACCGUUUGCCCAGGACGAUGUAAAGGAGGGGUGUUGUUAUUUUAGGAGGUUAUGGAGAAAGUUGGGCCAGUGUUUUGGGUUUGUUUGCCACGCAUGGCCAAUCUGUCAGAUGUCUAAACGUGGGCAAGUGUGUGAGCAAAGAGUACACUGAGAAGUCUGCGGCUCCUUAAACUUAAAAAAUAUUUAUCAUAUGAUUCCUGAAAAGCACCGAAAAAAAUUUAAUAAAUUUAAAUUGAUGUGGGCAAGUGAGCAUGCAUAAUACUUGAACUUUCUUAGUAUGUCCGCACGAGUAAGCACUAAUUCUCU